This is a messenger RNA of Toxoplasma gondii ME49, 4341 nucleotides long. RefSeq lists its product as hypothetical. The transcript is spliced from 4 exons. Bases 740 to 2149 code for a protein of 469 amino acids. The record is from RefSeq and is a predicted model, not a curated record. Lineage: Eukaryota; Apicomplexa; Conoidasida; Eucoccidiorida; Sarcocystidae.
AAUUUGCGUCUUCUGCUUCCGGGACUCGCAUUACCCCGGCAAACGACCCUUGCUCUCCCUUUCCGUUGCACACGCCUUUUCCGGUUUUUCUUGCCUCUACCAUUGUGCUGCCCCUGUGGCCAUAUUCUUGCCAAAAAAGGCAUCAGCGCAUCGGCAAUGGACCGAGGAAGCACUGUUUCGCCUCCACUUCAGCCGUUAAAAAAUACAGGCAUAAAAACAAUGUGCACAAGUGACUCCGGAGCAGGAAGCAACAGCUUCUAGGUUGCGAGAGCUCCGUUCAGCGUCAUUCGUCCCCGUCAGGCUCGUCCGGACCGCGCGUCCCGUUGCACACGAGGAAUUCUGCUUCUGAGUCUCACUGUCGACCCUCGAAAAACGUGACUGCGACCGGCCGCUUCCCCGAUUUCAGACAAGUAACUUCAUCGUAUGCACUUUUGCUGUGGUUCGCCUGUAGAAUUACAUCGCUUUUCGCAGAGACUUCCUCCGUAGCGGACGCACAGUGAACGGCCUGCCCGCAGCUUUCCCCUGCUGUCUUCCGAGACGAAGCAAUCUGUCUUCGGAUAUAUAGGCACUGUUUCGACUGUCUUCAAGUCUCUGAAGCUCGCUUCCACAACGACUUGCGUUCUUCCGAGGCGUCUGAAGGAGACGACCAACGCACGCCGUCAAACGGUUGUCAGUGCAACUUUGAGAUACCACAGGCACAACGACCAUUCCAUUCCGACUUCUCGCACGUUGCUCCACCAUGGCAAGCCCCGAUUCAACCGCCAUGAACGCCUGCAGCCAAGUGGAGGGUCACGGAACCGCUCCGGAUCCUCUGGAGAACUCGGAGCUGGGUGUGACCGUCAGUGAAGCUGAGCCUUCAGAAACGACGUCGCCCGCGCCCCUCCCCUCCGCAACCAGCAGCAGUGGACCUACGCUCGUGCUGCCCGCGAUUCCGGGAUUACCGAUCAAUAUGCCGGAGUUGAAGAUCCCGGAGGACUUGAAGAAGAUCCUUGCGAACCAGGAAACCCUGCAGAAACUUUCCAGCGCAUGCAUCGAGAAAACCCAGCAGCUGUUCAACGAGCCGACCGUUCGACAGCUACGUCAGGAACUGUAUAUGGCGCUGCCCGAGAACGUGAAGAAAACGCAUGCAGACGUGCUCGAGGCGUACGAAAAGGGAGGCAUUCUGAAGCUCGUGGAACUCGGUUGUCAACUCGCCCUUCCAGUGAUCCAGCAACUGGCACAGAAGAUCCUCGAAUUGUGCAUCUGGCUCGCAGAGCACCGAGAGGAAAUUGCGGGAGCUCUCGCAGGCGUGUACCAGACUGUCCGCAGCAUCGUUCUCCAGCUUCAGUACCGCCUGAUGACGGAAGUGAUGAAGAAUGUGCCUGCCUUGAGUGCACUUCGCAACGAGAGGUCUUCCCAGGCGAUGUUGCCCUUCUUGCCGGCCUUCGCUGCAGCUGACUCUGCGUCUACGCGGAGCAGUGGCUCGCUUUCCACCUCGGUCUUCAGGCCGUCGUCUGCGUCCACCGCGCCUGCGACACCGGCGAAGGACUUGCUGGCGAAGCCCACACAACCUGCGGCGAUGUACAGCGGCCGCACCGUGCCGCAGUACCAGUACUCGUACGUCCCCGUCGUUCCACGCCAAGGGACUUCUGCCCCAGCGUUGUCUCGGACUGGGACUUACCGGCUGGCGCCAACCGCAGGAGUGCGAGAGGCAGCCAAAAAGACUGUUGUCGACGCGACGCUGAAGCCAGCGAAGCGGGCGACGUCCGCAUCGUCGUCGGUAUCUGCCUUCUUCUCGUCCCUGUUUGGACAAAAGGAAGAGACGCCUGUGGUCGUCGCCCCGUCGUUCGACGUCACGUCGUUCCCCGUCGCCUACACUGCCCCCGUCGCCGGUGCGUCUGUCUCCGGCCAGAGACCGCAGAUGCAGACGAUCGCGCUCUCGAACACCAAGGCUGUGUCGGGGUACGCUGUGAGGAGCUAUGGCUUCAACUACGCGAAAAAGGACGCUCAGUGCGUGACUUGUGGCCAGCCUGUGCCCGUGUCUGGACUCCCCUCGUACGGACCUGUGAGCCAGACGCAGACUGCAGCUGCUCCCAAACUCAAGGCGGAGGCCAACGCGGCAGCACUGCCAGCUGAUGGUGCCCAGGCCGUGGAGACACCCGCGAACUAAACAGAAGUCGGUCAAGACCGCGCACGAUGAAAAGAGUGUGGACGGAGAGAGUGACCAGCAGUGACAAGAAGUCACAAGAAAUGACAUGAAUUGAGAACGCGAACGAAGAAGUGAGAGGCGCUGAGAGAAAUAAGGAACAAGAGCUGAGACAAAAGGAGAAAAUAUGCAUGAAGUGACAAGAAGCGCCGCUACGGCAGAGGCGGAGACAACGAGGUGCACAAGACGAGGUUACAAAGCAACAGGAAAUGGCAUGAAACGGGGGUGACGAGGAGGGGGGAACGAGCGAUCGACUGGAUCGUUUCAUCACAGCCGACUCUCUUCAAAGGUUGAAUAGGCGGUGCGCUUAUUAGUGGGGGGAACUGGAUAAAGGAGGCAGGCAAGGUGAAGCAGUUAGUUCUUCUCUGUUGGUGGAAAGCGAGAAAAAGAGCGAAUGAAUGGAGGGAGGAGGUGGAGACUUGGGAAACGCGGAAUGUUUACACGUGGGAAGUUUCUGCUGUUGGAUUCGAACAUUGUAUGAAAAGCACUUGUCGCGUCGUCCCCUAACUGCAAAAGGAAAGUUUUUCCGUGUGCCUCCCUCCAGUGCGGUCGCUUGUAGUUGCGCUAGUGUGUAUGAGGAAUGGUUAAGAGGAUACGAGACACUGCGGACGGAGGGAAGGUGCUUUUAUGUCUGAGGGCUCGACUGUGCAACAUUGUGUGGAUCUGCCGUCUGGCUGGUCAGCCCGUCCAAAUGGACAUAUCUGCGCAUGUUUGAUUCAGUGUUACUUGGUCUGUCGGUUGUACCAUAGGACGGCGGCAGUGAAGUUCUCUACGUUUUGCGUACCUUUCCUGCGUGUAGCCUACCUCAAGCGGUAGCUCACUGUGCGCCUCCUCUCGGGAGCAGGCAAACGGGAAAAACGCAAAAACACGCCCGGGAACAGUGGGUGUGAGAAAAGGAGAGAUGAGGGCCGAAUACGCCAGGACGGGGGGGGGGGGGGCGGCAUGCGUAACGGUGAAUGUGAACAUCCUGAGAAGUCCAGAAAUGAGAAAACGAAAUUCUUGUGUCGUGUAUCAGCUUAUGCAUCGAGAGAGGAAGAGCCAGACAAACGAGAACGCGUGCUCCGCAACUUCCGUCGGACGUUUCCUAUUUCCGGUGUGAAAGUACUCCGACUGACAAAGGAUCAUUGCGAAAUGUUAACCAGGGGUGCGGGCGGCCGAGGGAUAAGGAUCAGGAGAGGAACAGGAAUGCGUGUCUCCGUAUGCAGUAGUUGUUGCCCGUUUCGUAUCCCCUGCAUAAGUAUUUCGCUGUCUCCCUGUGCGCUUGAAUUUCAAACAUGCACGGAUUUUGACCGUGACGGGCCUCCGCCAGAUGACGAACCGGGAGUGCACCAUGAUGUGGUGGCCUGUGUAGAUGAGCAGCGGUUGGGUGACCGUUUUUUAUCCCGUAGAAAGGCGCAGGGAUUGGGGCUAUUCCUUUCUCAAGCAGGAACCCGUGUGCCCGUGUCUUAGAACGAAGAAACACUGACGCUUCUCUGCUGUUCCAAAAGAGACAUGCCGAGAAAGUCGAUCAUCAUGUGGUCACGCGUGCGGCGCACGCAUGUGUGUGUACAUGUGUAUAUAUGCGUGUGCGUGUACAUCGCCCGCUUACCGAUAUGGAGAGAACUGUUUUCUCUCUGCAGAGGACAGUACAGUGGCGGCAGACAACUCUUGUUUGCGUACCUUCAUGCAUGAUGUAACAUACAAUAUCUGUAGCGAAAUGGUACCCAGGGGUGUCUGUAUAAACAGGCACGUUGUGGCGUACAGAGAUAUGCGUAGGUCUUCGUACUGUUUCAGGUGCUGCGGGACGGGAAUUCGGUGGCUAUUGAACGGUAGAGGACAGGUAACACACCGACAGCUGGGACAGAAACCGUCGAGGAAGCUGGCGUAGCCAUACUGUGACCGUGCUACUCUGUGCAUGAGGGUCUUAGCAGGGAAGGUCAAUAGCUAGUCUUCAGCAGCAAAUAUAUUACGUAUGAGCACAAAUACGCAUGCACAAAGCGUAAAUGCACACGACCAGAUGUUUCCCCGUGUGAACAUACAUUCUGUACACAAAUGUUUAGAUCUUCGUACGAGACAGAUGUAUAUUCAACGCCAACCGUACCAGCCUAAAAUCGUACGUGCCCAUGAGGGCCGGCUCAUGAACUCGUGGAGUGCGUGUAAAGCGAUCCAACCAUUUU